AACCGGGUCCCAAUCAACAUUUUACGUAAUCUCGAAGGAGCAUCCUCACUAAUAAAUAGAAAAUAUAAGUACAGUAUUACAAUUACCUAUAGAUACAACUAAGAACACGGUAUGUUUGUGAGAAACGGUUGUACUCCCCGCCUUGUUCUGAUUGGCCCAAAAUGGCUGAAAGUAUGGAAGCGCAUCAUCAACUCUAUGGGGGUGCAAUGGCAGUAAUUUUACCAGCCAAUUUCUUGGACUCCAGUAAAGUUCGUCAAGUACCAGACAACCAGGAGAUUUUUAUGCACCCAUCAACUGAUCAAAGUAUCAUCAUAGAAUUAAUGGAAUACCAGCAAGUCGAUGACCCCUUAGCAGCCAGAUAUCACUUUGAAGACAUAGCAGGUGACAACGAUUCAUCAUCUGUUGAAAUAAUAUCAGAAGAAGUUGUCCCUCUUAGUGAAGUCACAAUGAAACAGUGUGCAAGUGUUUGGUUGCUCCAUGGAAAACAGAUGGUGUCAAAGUUUAAUGAGGAGGCCAAGAAUACGUUGAUUGUGUAUAUAGCUUUAUUCCGGCUACCCCAGUAUACUACGGAUAUUUUAGUGACCUUUAAUAACCCUAUGCAAAUUAGCCCAGAAAGCAGCAGUAGUAAACUGAACAAUCAGCAGGAUUCCUGGACGAUGGCCCAAUUUAAGCAAGUCAUCUGCAGCCUAAAUCUGAUUGAUUCUUCGCUGUUGAAAUCCUAAACAAUCAUGUUUUUAAAACAUGAAAAUGAAAUGUUGGCUGAAAAGCAGGCAACCAGCAUGAACAGCGCCCUCUGAAGAUGGAGCAGGUCUUACUAAAAUCAAGGACUUAUAACUGUUACCAGCUUAAACCAGCUGACGAAUUGUUUUGAGCUCCCUAAACUAAAGAAGGAACCCUUCUCUUCUAUGAGGGACCUACCCCCUUGCUCCAUUGAUUUCCAAAUUGUAACGUUACUAUUGGGGCUAACAUGACUUCGUAGCAUAUUAGUUAGGCUAUUAUGUGCUAUAGGAAUGGGUUGAAAUAAUGCUUUGGCAUUAGAUUGUUACACACUAGUACUAACAUGAUUUCUGUAGCUUUUUUUUUUUUAUCUGUGAUGGUACCAGAAUUUGCCCAGCUGUUGCAGAAGCAUGUAUUGUAUUCCCAAUAAAUCAUGGUAAAAAGGCUACAUAUAUAUUGGCUAAUGUGAGGCAAUUGCUGAAUGCAUAAACAGUGGUAUAUUUAGUUGGAGUAGUGGGGGAUGCCUGGGGCGGAUGCAGGGUUGUGACAGUGCAAUCACACCCCCUAUAUUAUAUUAGGAAAAAUAAUUGUAUUAUAUUGUUGAUAUGAAUUACUGGUAUGAGAGUGCAUUUUCUGGGCUGCUAGGUUCAUGUUCUCCGACCAUGCUGGGGCAGAUUGGUGAUGUGGACUCUCGCGCGCCACAGGAGGCGAAGGUGGGAGCUUGAUGAUUGAGGAGGUACCAGCUCACAAGCUAAGGUGACAUGAGGUAAUUUUUACCUAUUUGAGUGUAAUUUUUUGGUUCUGACAUUUUCAAUGGGGGCCCUGACUGGGGAAGGGGGGUGAGGUUUUUUGGGGAUGUUCCCCCUUAGAUAUCCCACUGUGCUUAAAUGUGUUAUGCCAGCCAAAGUAAACUAUUAUUAGACAAAUACAA
Anneissia japonica is the source of this 1648-nucleotide messenger RNA. Its product is annotated as ran guanine nucleotide release factor-like. Gene Ontology annotation, biological process: regulation of sodium ion transmembrane transporter activity; protein import into nucleus; regulation of membrane depolarization. Gene Ontology annotation, molecular function: guanyl-nucleotide exchange factor activity; small GTPase binding; sodium channel regulator activity. The record is from RefSeq and is a predicted model, not a curated record. NCBI's taxonomy places the organism in Eukaryota, Metazoa, Echinodermata, Crinoidea, Comatulida, Comatulidae. The transcript has 7 exons. The coding region runs from base 162 to 722 and encodes 186 amino acids. Gene Ontology annotation, cellular component: nucleus.